Molecule: messenger RNA, 603 nt
Organism: Suillus subalutaceus
Lineage: Eukaryota; Fungi; Basidiomycota; Agaricomycetes; Boletales; Suillaceae
Exons: 4
Coding region: 1-603 (200 amino acids)
Source: RefSeq, a predicted model, not a curated record
AUGACCUUACAGGAUCUCUUCUAUGUCCUGCUGGAUUGGACUGGAACGACUUCCAGACUAAAGAGAACCUACGAAGCGGCGAGAUGCUGGUCUGUGGGGAUCAAUGGCCCAUUUUUUUGUACGCCCACCACAUUUAUGACCCUGAAGACCCUGUGGUGCGGGCUUCUUCGGAGCCGCUUACUAGUCUAUGCCUACAAGCAUGUGGUCACAUCUCCAAGUUCAGUUGAAAGGGAACCAAAGGCCACGCGAUCCGGAAACGCGCGGCUCCAUGGCAUGAACUCCGUCACAAUCGCCUCCCUAGCGUAUAUCGCAACCCAGGUGCGAUUUUCCCUGAGCUCAUCCUUGGUGUUCUCUCAUACCGACACAACUACAGACUCGGAGACAUUCUAUCAUAGCCUCCUCGACCUAUUAGAAGACCCUGAAGAAUACAAGGAAAUUGACGAGCUACUGACCUGGUGGAAUCGGUAUUUUUUUUCGCUCUUCGCCAUGCCACUAAGGCUGAUCAUUGUCACUCACUCAGCCAAGUUUUCCCCACUUCCUCUGCGGCCAAGAGACCCAUUAGUGCCAACAGCGCGCUAUUCAAAAUCCGACAAAAAUGUUUAG